Penicillium macrosclerotiorum is the source of this 1050-nucleotide messenger RNA. RefSeq names its product alpha/beta hydrolase. Lineage: Eukaryota; Fungi; Ascomycota; Eurotiomycetes; Eurotiales; Aspergillaceae. Gene Ontology annotation, molecular function: hydrolase activity. Bases 1 to 1050 code for a protein of 349 amino acids. The transcript has 2 exons. The record is from RefSeq and is a predicted model, not a curated record.
AUGUCUUUAUCCCACGAAGAACGACUUGGUCUAGCGGCUAUGGAUCCUGAGCUUGCUGAGUUUCUGAAAACCAAUUCAUUUCCAGACAUAGAUACAUCGGAUCCUAUCAAAGUCAUUGUAGGGUUGCGUAUGUAUAUGAAGAGUCUAUACAAGCCCGCAGGACCAGAUAGCAAAGUCACCGAACGUGAUCUCUUUAUUCUCAAUAGAGACGGCCUUCAACUUCGUGCGUGUGUCUUCGCACCAAAAAAAGCAACUGCAUCGCCCAUGCCGCUGAUUGUGUAUUUCCACGGAGGAGGAUGGACUAUUGGGUCGCCUGAAGACACAGCCCCAUCCUGUCGCUGGAUUGUUGAGAAUCUAGGCGUGAUAUGCAUUGCACCUGGCUAUCGGCAAGGGCCGGAAGAUCCCUUUCCAGCUGGCGUCAAUGACGCUUGGGAUUGGCUGAAAUGGAUCGCUAAACAUGCUGAAUUGGAACUGGGGGUGUCCCUCUCAAAAGGAUUCCUCAUCGGUGGUUCAUCAGCAGGUGGAAACAUGUCAGCGGUCCUGAGCCAUCUCGCUCGUGAUGAAGGCUUGACGCCCUCUAUCACCGGUGCAUUUCUCCUAGCACCGAUGAUCCUUCCUCCCGGCACAAAUGUGAGUCUAUCGGAACAGCAGAAGAGCAAAUAUGUUUCUCGUACCCAAAAGGAAUGCCAAAAGGACCCUGUUCUGUCUCCCGAGCUAGAGAAAAUCUUCCACGAUUCGGUACAGGGAGAUGAACAAUCUCCGAUGUUUGUGCCUUUUAUCUGGCCUUCUGGACACCGUGGGUUGCCCAGAACUUACUUCCAAGUUUGUGGGAUGGAUAUUCUGCGCGAUGAAGAUCUUAUCUAUGAGGAGGUUUUGGCCGAAAAUGGAGUGGAAACCAAACUCGACGUCUAUUCGGGCAUGCCGCAUAUUUUUUGGAGCACUUUUCCUAUGCUGACACAGAGCAAGAAGGCUGCAGCGGACUUCAUGACUGGAAUUAAAUGGCUUUUGAAUAAGGACCAGGAUGACAAUUCUGCAGGGCGAAAUGAUUGA